AUGUUCGAGUCUGCUGCUCCACCUGCCACCACCAAGCCUACUACAGCUACUACCACUACCAACACCACCACUGCUGCAGCUGCAAAGAAGGAGAAUCUUCCACCACCAAGCGCAGAAGCGAAUCUGGCGAUUCGGCAGAUGGGCGCUGAGGCUGCGAGGAUCGCAGCGGCGAAGAAACAGCCACCGGCGAAUAUCAAGAUAACGAAUCCACUGUUGAGUGAGAAGACAAACACGCCCAGUGACUUUCUGACACCAGACAUACUGUCUCCGAAAUCAGUACCGCUUCCAAUGACGCCGUUUGCCUUGACCCCAGCUGCUCUCUCGCCAGCUACAUCGACGCCCAAAUUGAAGACCUCGAAUAUAACGAAGGAAACAAAAGAUACAAAGGUUGCAGAAGAGGUGAAUACGGAUGUUGGAAAGGAGGUAGAAAAGCAGAAGGAUAUCGAUGACAACACAGAGUCGAGAACAGAUGCUGAGGAAAAAGAUCAGGCCGAGGUCGAAGCUGCCAUUAAUACAGAAGUCGAGAGGAAGCCUGAAGGAGCGAAAAACAAAUUGGUGGAAGCUAAGAAGGAGAGCAGUAAGGAUGCAAAGAAAGAUGUCAAGAAGGUUUCCAGCAAAGACACCAAAAAAGUCACAACCAAAGACACUGGCAAGGAAGCCAAAAAGGAAACUGGCAAGAGCGUGAAGAAAGAUACGAGCACCAAGGAUGUGAAGAAGACUGCGACGACGACUAAGGACGUAAAGAAGGACGCCACCAAAGACGUAAAGAAAGACAGUACUAGCAAAGCCACCAAGAAGGAUACCAAGAAGCCGACUAUCAUGGGUCUUCUCGCAACGAAGAACACCACAACGAAGAAGUCUAGCACAGCUGCUAAGACAAGCGCAAAAUCGGAGGUCAAGAAGAGCACAAGGAAGGAAACUAGAAAACCGCCUGUACCCAAGCUUUCCGAUCUACAGAAACCAGUUCAUGCGCCUGCACGAAUCAAAGCUGGCAAAGAAAACCCAGAGCUGAGCAAGCCCCCGAAAACGACGCAGAAAGAGUCCAAGUCUUCCAAGGACGCCCCUGAAAAAGAGAAAGAAGACUUGGCAGGGGAGUCUGUCGAGGAGUCUGAGGCUGUAGCGUUGACAAGCACAGAGGAAGCAAAGGCUGUAGACGAUGCAGCAGCAACAGCGGAAAGUUCAGAAGCAGAGAGUAGCGAAGAGGAAUCUGACGAAGAAGAAGAGUCAGAUGAAGAAGAAGAGGAGGAGGAGGAGACUGCAGAUUCAAAAGUAGUACCGGGAAGCGCAAAGGACAUUGCCAUGGAAGAUACACCAGAAGAGAGCAGUGAGGAAGAGGGCGGUGAAGAAGAAGAUGAGGAGGAGGAAGGGGAAGAUUCUUCGGAGGAAGAAGAGGCUGAAGUGAAGGAAGAAGAAGAAGCGGAGAAGCCAGCUGUUGGCAAAGCCAAAGAAGCCACCAAGAAGCAAGACACAAAAUCACCAGUCGAGGCAACGGUGGGUGCAAAGGGAAAGAAAGGCGGGAAGUAA
Messenger RNA from Plenodomus lingam JN3, 1524 nucleotides. The record is from RefSeq and is a predicted model, not a curated record. NCBI's taxonomy places the organism in Eukaryota, Fungi, Ascomycota, Dothideomycetes, Pleosporales, Leptosphaeriaceae.